AUGAGUAUCGUGCCUAAGGAGACAGUAGAGGUCAUAGCACAAAGCAUCGGAAUUAAUAACUUGUCUCCAGAUGCCGCACUCGCUCUUGCUCCUGAUGUUGAAUAUCGCAUGCGUGAGAUAAUGCAGGAGGCAAUAAAGUGUAUGCAUCAUUCAAAGAGAACUACGUUAACAACAGACGAUGUUGAUAGUGCACUCAACUUAAGAAAUGUUGAGCCAAUUUAUGGCUUCGCCUCUGGGGAUCCUUUUCGUUUCAGAAGAGCUCUUGGACACAAGGAUCUGUUUUACAUUGAUGACAAAGAUGUGGAUUUUAAAGAUGUUAUUGAAGCUCCUUUACCAAAAGCACCGCUGGAGACUUCAAUUGCCUGUCACUGGCUGGCUAUUGAAGGUGUACAGCCUGCUAUUCCAGAAAAUGCUCCAGUGGAAGUUCUUACUGCUCCUUGUGAGACCAAAAAGCCUGAGCAAAAAGAUGAUGGACUUCCUGUUGACAUUAGAUUACCUGUUAAGCAUGUGCUAUCUAGGGAACUUCAGCUUUACUUUGACAAAAUCACUGAGCUUACAGUGAGUAGGUCUGAUUCGGUUCUUUUCAAGGAAGCCUUGGUGAGUUUGGCCACAGACUCAGGACUCCAUCCUUUAAUCCCUUAUUUCACAUGCUUCAUUGCAGACGAGGUUUCACGUGGGUUGAAUGAUUUUAAGCUGUUAUUUGCAUUGAUGCGUGUUGUGUGGAGUCUUCUCCAGAAUCCACAUAUGCAAAUAGAACCUUAUCUACACCAGUUGAUGCCAUCAGUUGUUACCUGUCUUGUUGCAAAACGAUUAGGAAAUCGAUUGGCAGACAACCACUGGGAACUUAGAGACUUCACAGCAAACCUGGUUGCCACGAUAUGCAAAAGGUUUGGGCAUGUUUAUAAUAAUCUCCAGACACGUUUGACAAAAACCUUGCUCCAUGCAUUUCUGGAUCCAAAACGUGCAAUGACUCAACACUAUGGUGCCAUCCAAGGACUAGCGGCCCUAGGACCUAAUGUGGUUCGCCUUCUUAUACUACCAAAUCUGGAAACAUAUCUUCAACUCCUUGCACCCGAGAUGCUUCUCGAGAAGCAAAAGAAUGAGAUGAAAAGGCAUGAAGCUUGGCGUGUAUAUGGGGCCUUGCUGCAUGCUGCGGGUCAAUGCAUAUAUGAUCGGCUCAAGAUGUUUCCACUUUUACCAUCCCCUCAUGCACAUGCUGUCUGGAGGAACAAUGCAAGAGUCGUUACUGCAAGCCCAACAAAUAAACGCAAGGCAAGUGUGGAGCAAUUGGAGCAGCAGCCUCCCCUCAAGAAGGUUGUUACUGAUAGCCCACUAACUCCGAACAACUCCUUACAUUCUGAAAUGCAAGGAGAAACGAGAAGUGCUGCUGCUUUAGGGGAUUCUGAUGCAGGCCCAUCAUCUUCUUCUAGCCAGAUACCUAAUGCGAGUGUUUUGGUUAGUAGAGGAAGAGGAGAUAAGGGUGAUAAUCAAGCUUUAAGGAUGACGUCAGUUGUUCUCAACCAGGUUUGGAAAGAUGACCUGAAUUCUGGGAAUCUUCUUGUUUCAUUGUUUGAAAUGUUUGGUGAAAGCAUUUUCUCCUUCAUCCCAACCCCUGAGAUGUCUUUGUUUUUGUAA
Ilex paraguariensis (yerba mate) is the source of this 1635-nucleotide messenger RNA. Lineage: Eukaryota; Viridiplantae; Streptophyta; Magnoliopsida; Aquifoliales; Aquifoliaceae. The record is from the annotation of a GenBank genome assembly.